Messenger RNA from Vollenhovia emeryi, 1271 nucleotides. RefSeq lists its product as uncharacterized. Bases 253 to 765 code for a protein of 170 amino acids. The transcript is spliced from 3 exons. The record is from RefSeq and is a predicted model, not a curated record. NCBI's taxonomy places the organism in Eukaryota, Metazoa, Arthropoda, Insecta, Hymenoptera, Formicidae.
GAUUCUGCUGAAAUACAAGUUUAAUGCGGACGUAGUUGACGUCAGUCUGCUGCCACAUUCUGCUCGAACUGGCUAGCAUAUUACAUUUUAUUUAUUCGGAAACUGUACUCCAACAUGUCUAACCACUGUAUACCUGAUUAUAAUUUUUAUUAUUAUAUAUGUGAAUAAUAUUUUAAUUUCACAGGUUCAAUAAACAGUCGAUUAGUCAAGUUUGUUUUGUUAUCGAUUUGCAUUUAUCAUGUCUCUGGUGAAAUGAGUAUGGAAAAUGCAGAAGGAUCGAUCUCGAAAGCAGGGACAUCCAGAGAAAAUCGUGAGCUGGCUACGAUUCCGCAGUUUAUCAGAAGCAGACGAAGCAGAGCGUACAGGUGGGAUUAUAAUAGAGGUGAUAACGCCGACCACGAAAACGACGAUCACGACGAGGAUAUGAAUGGCGACGAGAACGAUCAGACGAAGGCGAUGGAUGAACCUAAGGCUGAUUACUGGGCCGGCUAUUACGAUUUUCUGAUAAAUGAAGGGAGCUACAAAUUCUGGGCCGUUUUUCAGCUCGCGACCGCAGCUCUUCUGAUCUACAGCGGUUUCGCGGCUCUCUACUACGCCAAAGUAAAUCCGCCGACCACGGACGAUUAUUUCGACGAUAUACUCCGCCGGCGACGACGACGACGAAGAAGACGCUCGCUUCCGCUCGCGGCCCGCGACAGGCCCUUCGUCGGACUCGAUACCGUCACGUUUCAGAGGAUAAUCGAGGCUGCUGAACGAGCACGUUGAUUUUCGUUUCGAACGCUUCCUUAAGAAAGAAAAAGUACACCAUACGCGGUAAAUAAAAAGUAAACAACAAGCGGUCAAGUACACUGAGGCAUUUUAAUGGGAUGAGUCUUUGGAAGUGUUUAUCGAGGGGAGACGACACGAGAUGCGAAAAUGCAAUCAGUCCCCUGUUUCCUGGAAACUGAGUGAUUGCUUUUAAUUAGCAUAGAACUACUGAGCAUGAUAUAACACUUAUACGUAUAAGAAAUGUUUGCGAUUAAUUUCGAAAAUUAUUAAAUUAACAGUGUAUAUAACGCAGAGUGCAAUGUGUGCAUGUGCAUGUAUGUUCAUAUUAAUCCAUAAUUUCGAUACAAACACAUUUUUAUAGAGAUAUUAAGAAUAGGAUACGUAUAAAAUUAAAGAGAAAAUUGGGAAGAUUAAGAUAGUCCAUGUUGCUACGCUAGCAAACAUCCCUAAUAGCACCGAAAGGUAUGGUUUUUAAAUUCUCGUAAAUUAUAAUGAAAUUAAUU